AUGGAUAACAAUUCUCAAAAGAAAACCAGUUUCUUCAAUCCUUAUUCCAGUACUGACCCGUCGAUGGCAGCCGGGGUCAAUGUUGGGGGUAUGGGCAGCAUGAUGUCUCCGUAUCUGAACUUUGACCCAGCAUAUAUUGGUGCUGAAAGUGGGUCUGAUUUCAUCUUUCCAGAAGGAGCCAGUCGACAAAGGGGAAGAUUAGAACUUGCUUUCUCACAAAUUGGUGGUUCUGUAUUUGCAGGUGCUGCUGUUGGAGGCUUAAAUGGUUUAUACUCAGGUUAUCGGGACACAAGUUCAGCAGCAUUGACAGGAGCUGUACGGCGUACACAAAUGUUAAAUUACAUUACGAAACAAGGGGCUUCAUCCGGACAGUCAUUGGGUGUCAUUGCCCUCAUGUACAGCGUGAUUGGCGUAUUGCUUCAACUUGGUCGAGGUGUUGAUGAUGAACUUAACACAUUAACUGCUGCUACAACCACAGGUCUCCUCUAUAAAUCUUCGGCUGGUGCCAAAAAAUGUCUUCGUGCAGGAGGUUUAGGAUUCACUUUAGCUGCUGCCUACUGCCUUUUUACCAAUGGUGACAGAAUCAAAACUCUAUUCGCCUCUGACAACUAA
Molecule: messenger RNA, 612 nt
Organism: Acanthosepion pharaonis
Lineage: Eukaryota; Metazoa; Mollusca; Cephalopoda; Sepiida; Sepiidae
Source: the annotation of a GenBank genome assembly